GCCGCUCUUCACCGUUGUCGUUUGAAAUUCUGCCCAAAAUGGCGGCGGCGGCCGGGAGCGGGGCUGAGGCGGCGGCGGCCAGGCUGGAGGGGGCGGAGGAAGAGGAGGAGACCGCGGCUGCGGCGGACGAUGAGGAAGACGGCGGCGGGGCGGGCAAGGCGGCGGCGGCCGGCGGCGAGAGCGAGGAGGAGGAGGAAGAGGACGUGUUCGAGGUGGAGAGGAUCCUUGACGUGAAGACUGAGGGGGGUAAAAUUCUUUACAAAGUCCGGUGGAAAGGAUAUACCUCUGAUGAUGAUACCUGGGAGCCAGAGGUUCAUUUAGAGGACUGCAAAGAAGUGCUGCUUGAAUUCAGAAAAAAAGUUGUGGACAAUAAGCCUAAACCUGUUAAGAAAGAAAUACAGAAACUAUCUCUAAAUGAUGAUGUGUUUGAAGCAGAAUCUGACAAUGACUGGCAAAGUGAAACAAAAGAUGAUGUUUCACCAAAGAAGAAAAAGAAGAAAUCAAAAGAUGGAGAGGAUCGAAGUCCGGAUGAUCUGAAGAAGAAAAAGUCAAAGUCUGCAAAACUCAAAGAAAAGCCCAGAACAGAGUGUGAAAAUUCUUCAGAUUCUGUGGUUUCAGAUUCAAAACCAAAAAAAAGGACUUCAGAAACCAAGGAGGAUUCAAAGGACCCAAAGAAGCAAAGGAAAGAUGAUAUUAAAGAAACCAAGAAAAAGAAGGGAGAAGUUAAAGAUACAAAAUCUAAAGAAGAUUCUAAAGAAAACAAAAAGUCGAGGAAGGAGAAGCAAGGAGAUGCUCAGUUUGACUCAGAGUCAGGUAAUCUAUUUGAUGCAUUUUCUCAAGCAAUCGAUAAUGAAAAUGCAGACUUAAAUUGUGAAAAUAAAGAUGAGAAGCAAACAGUAGUAAGUGGAGAAGAGAGACUGGAAGAAGAAAUUGCUGAAAAAGAUUCUAUUGCUGAUCAGCAUCUUGAUGGAUCAGCAAGUAAUGAAGAUGAUAGUAUUGAUGUUAAGGUUAAAAGAAAGAAGAAAAAAAAUCAGAGACCUGAAGAUUAUAAAGAGGAAAGUAGAAAACUGGAAACCCAGGAGAUGUAUUUAGAGAAGAAAAGCAUGCACAAAAAACAAAAGAGUCAAGAAAAAAUAAAAGUGGUACCAGGAGACUUGGAGAAAGUGCCACCUGCUCCUUCACCAGUGCAGAAGAGUUUGAAAUUGAGCGCUGAUGAAAGAGGACGCAAGUCCAUAGACUCAGCUGGGGAGGAGAAAGAAGUAAAGAGACCUGAAACAAAAGAAAAAUCUCAGAAAAAAGAGCUUGAAAAAGAAGAAAAGAUCAAAAAAGAACAAAAGAGCCUUAAAAGCUUUAAGGACCUCAAAAGUGCAUUUGACUUGUUUAAUGUAGCUUCAGAAGAAAAAAGUGAAUAUUCUGAGAAUAACUGCAAAAGAGAAGAAUCUUCACUAGAAUAUAAAUUCAUCGAAGAACUAAAAUCAAAAGACAGCAAGGUGUACAAGGAAAGGAGGAACGUAAGAGAUGAAACAGACACGUGGACUUACAUUGCUGCAGAGGGCGAUCGAGAAGUAGUGGAUGUGUGUCAGAUGGAGAACUCUGAUGGCAAGCAACAAGUCUUGAGUUUGGGCAUGGACAUGCAAUUAGAAUGGCUGACACUAGAAGACUUUCAGAAGCAUCUUGAUGGAGAAGAUGAGAAUCAUGUGUCAACAGAACCAAUAUCCAAUACUCUCCUGAGGGAUGCUGUUAAAAGUGGAGAUUACAUGACAGUAAAGAUGGCACUUUCUUCCAAUGAAGAAUAUAAUCUGGAUCAAGAGGACUCCAAUGGAAUGACCUUGGUCAUGCUGGCUGCUGCUGGGGGGCACGAUGACCUCCUCCGGGUCCUGAUCAGAAAAGGAGCUAAAGUUAAUGGUAGACAAAAGAAUGGAACAACGGCAUUGAUACACGCAGCUGAAAAGAAUUUUCUAACAACAGUAGCUAUUCUUCUGGAAGCUGGGGCGUAUGUGAACAUGCAGCAGAGCAGUGGUGAAACGGCCUUAAUGAAGGCAUGUAAAAGGGGGAACUCUGAUAUAGUGCGGCUUAUGAUUGAGAGUGGAGCAGACUGCAACAUCAUGUCCAAGCAUCAGAACAGUGCCCUGCACUUUGCCAAGCAGUGUAAUAACGUACUGGUGUAUGAGCAGCUCAAGAGUCAUUUGGAAACGCUCUUGAGAGUGGCAGAAGAUACCAUCAGGGACUAUUUUGAAGCUCGCCUUGCCCUGCUGGAGCCAGUGUUCCCCAUCGCCUGUCACCGCCUCUGUGAAGGGCCGGACUUCUCUACAGAUUUCCACUACAAACCCCCGCAGAAUGUGCCAGAAGGAUCUGGAAUUCUUCUCUUUGUUUUCCAUGCCAAUUUCUUUGGUAAGGAUGUGAUUGCUCGGCUCUGUGGACCAUGCAGUGUACAAGCUGUGGUUUUAAAUGACAAGUUCCAGCUCCCUGUAUUUUUGGAUAGUCACUUUAUUUAUUCCUUCAGCCCUACUGCAGGCCUUAACAAGCUUUUUAUACGGUUGGCAGAAGCUCCCACUGCCAAGGUAAAGCUGCUAAUAGGAGCAUACAGAGUGCAGUUGCAGUGACCUCACAGCCUGGAGCCCAUGGAGUGGGCUGAGGCUUUUCUGAAGUACUUCUGAUUCCUCUGUUGAGAGACUGACAAAGCAGUUUGGAACUUUUUGGCACCACACUCUGAAGACUGAAGAUCCCAUUUCGCUGUCAGCUGUUGGCAGCCUUGUGGGAGUGUGUUGGAGAGCAGCUGAAUGUGCUGUGCUAGUGGGACAGGGUUAUCAGCUUUUUUACUUUGUACAGAUGUAGAUGUAAGUAUUUGUGCCAAUACAUAUAACUCUGUUUUUCUUUAACUUGUGGAGUCCAGACUGCAUAUUUCAGCUUUUCCACAAUGUGGAAUGGUGCAUAUAAGAACUAUUUAAGGUAACUACAUGAAACGUCUUUUUUAAUAGAAAGAUCUUUUCCAUUUGUAAACUAAAAUUUUCUACUUACUCUAACAUUUCUAUGUAAAAUGCAGAACUGUCAUAUUCUUGGAGCCAUGGGCAGGAAUUACACUUGGAAGUCACGGCAUUAGGUUUAACUUCGAAUUGCUGAGGGCUAUGUUCUAGUUUCAAACUGUUCCUGCCUCUGUCUCUGAUGAGAAAGCAGUGACGUUCACAGUGAUGCUCAUAGUGAUUCUCUCUGACCACGACGUCUGCAGGUACAAAGACAUCUGAACAGGCUCAGGCUGCAGAGGAUCACAGUCAGAGCCCUGGUUAUGUCACUGUUUGAAAACUACUCUUGUACUAGGGAAGGGACUGAUAGUUGUAGACUCUUAGUCAAACCGGAAAACAAGCACAAGCUGAAAGUAGCCAACCAGAAAACUUGUAACUACCUUAAAUGUGGAGGCACUGCUUUCUAUACACAAGAAGAUACAUCCAGGAUUUCAGAUGUUCUCAGGCUGGCAGAUGAGAACAUGUAUUGUCCUUUAAUUCAGAAAUUCAGUUCCUCGGUGCAAAGAGCUCCUGUCUUUUUGUCAUUAUUAAAUGACCCAUUUUGUCAGA
Molecule: messenger RNA, 3569 nt
Organism: Colius striatus (speckled mousebird)
Lineage: Eukaryota; Metazoa; Chordata; Aves; Coliiformes; Coliidae
Gene: MPHOSPH8
Product: M-phase phosphoprotein 8
Exons: 14
Coding region: 39-2603 (854 amino acids)
Cellular component (GO): nucleus; cytoplasm
Molecular function (GO): protein binding
Source: RefSeq, a predicted model, not a curated record